Messenger RNA from Seminavis robusta, 1482 nucleotides. Lineage: Eukaryota; Bacillariophyta; Bacillariophyceae; Naviculales; Naviculaceae. The record is from the annotation of a GenBank genome assembly.
AUGCCGAACGCAAUUAACCAAGAUGGUCUGCCGAUCUUCGAUCAACUAGGACGACUAUUGAGUAACAACAACAACAACGAUGUAACAGAUGUCGAUGGAAACAUCGUUCCGAUCAAUCAGAAUGGAGAUCCAAUCGACGAACAUGGACAAGUCAUUGGUCAGCCUCCAAUCGGAGUCCGCGUGCAAGCCUUGAUUGUUGCGAUGCACGUCAAUGUCAAUCAAGCUGGUCAAGCUCCUGUCAUGCAGGUUCCACGCCAGCCACCAGUCGGAUAUGGUCGUACUCCUGCACGAGCUAAUGGAACGAACACAUUCGAUUACACCACACGCGAAGGUCAAAGUAUCUUCCGCGACAACACGAAGUCAUUGUACCGAGAUAAUGAAGAUUGUUUCAAUCUAUCAAGCACCAAACUCAAUGGAUUCAUGAGCAAAGUGGAGCACCGUGCCAACAACGCUGGAUGGACGAUCAUGAACGUUGAUGUGGGAGAAGGACACUUUCGGAACAUUGCGACUCAGUACGGAGAAGUCACCAUGGACCAUGUGUGGGAAUAUGUCCACACCUAUGACAGUGCAUUCAAUCGAGCUGAUCAGGAUGAUGCCCAACUAUUUGCCUGUCUCAUUGCGUCUACAACUACCGGAGCACAGGAAACACUUGCUCUCAAAGAAAACCUUUACACGACAGCGACCGGAGAGAAGUCUGGAUUACUGUACCUCAAGCUGAUCAUCCAAGAAUCAACCAUCGAAACCAAGUCGACCAUGAACUCAUUGUGGACAAAGAUUACUGCCGGAAUGCCGAGCAUGAUGGAGGAAAGAGGCAACAACAUCCUUAAGUUCAAUGACGACGUUCGAUCUGUCCAGAAGCAACUCCGAGCACGAGGAGAAAAUCCGGAACAUCUCAUUCCACAACUCUUGUCGGUCUAUGCAAACUGCGAAGACGAAGACACUCCAUUCCAUCGAUACAUCGAAACCGUAGAGAACAACUACAAUGAAGGAACGUUGGAACUAACUACCGACACCCUCAUGCACAAGGCUGAUCAAAAGUACAAGGAUCUCAUUGAGAAAGACAUGUUUCGAGGAUCAACCAAAAAGGAUGAAGCUAUUGUUGCCCUCACUACGAAGAUGGAAGAACUGAUGGACACCUGUGAUAAACUCAAGAGUUCUGGAGGAUCGAACCACAAGUCAAACAACGGAUCGAGUAACAAGUAUCGCAAACCUCCUGCCUGGGUCUAUCAAGAGCCAAACAAUGGAGACCCGAAGUCUAAGACGGUGGAAGGGAAGACUUACCACUGGUGCCCUGGAAACGGAGCUCACAAGCCUCGUUGGGUAACCCAUCUCCCUGAGAAGUGCAAUGGAUUGAAGAACGGAUCUACCGAAGAAAAAGACGCCAAAACCGACUCCAAGGCAACAAAGAAAGGAGAAAAGGAACCUGUGAAAUGGACGACGAUGAUGAAAGCAACAAUCGAAGAGGAGGACAUUGAUGGCUGA